GUGCUUUGGGCGACAUGAGUAGCGUCACGUCGGACAGCUUCGGGUGUCUUAGCAGCGGCGGGGGGGUUUCCCAGCUCAGAGGCAACAACAAGUCAGCUAGCUAGCUAGUUAGCUAGCUGACUGUUAUUAAGGCUCGUCGGUCCCGCUCCUUCCGGUUACUGUCACUCGGCUCAGCUCUGGGCCGGAGCGGGGCAGGCGGAGAGGAAGCUGAGCGGCCCCGAUAAACACAGCGAGCCGGGCUGCAGGGACUCGCGCUGACCCCCCCGGUCUCUGCUGCAGGAGCUACAACCAGACUCUCCGUUUGCCUUUUGAACCAUGGCUAUGGCCUCGUUGUUUUUAAACGGGGACGACGCGUCUCCGGCGGCCCUGGCAGACCUGUGCCUGACCUAUGUGAGCCACAACCUGGAGCGUUUCUGCGCCAAGCUGCCUGACGGCUCCCUGUGCUUCAGGGAGGCUGUGCUCUUCCCCCAGGAGCUGGCAGACCAGCUUCUGGCCAAGAUGGCCACUGAAGGUCGUCUGAAUGACAGCACCGUGGGGGUGUUUAGGAACUGCGAGUACCUGCGGCUGAGGCGAGCCCGCAUCCGCACGGCGCGGAUCUCCGCCGAGGCGUUCCAGAAGGCUUUAUGCCCGCACAGACUGCUGGAGCUGGACGCUAGCCGGGUCAACGCCGACCUCACCAUCCCCGACAUCCUGCAGGGACUGGCUACCAACAAAUACUGCCAGGAGUCUCUCCAGCGGCUGGUCUUAACUGGACUCACCAUGUCCUCUCUGGAGGAGCCGAGCUGGUAUCGUUUCAGCGCCCUGCAGGGUCUGCGCUCGCUCUCCCUCGCCAACGUGGACUUCUACGACGCCGGGCUGGUUGACGUGUGCUCCCUGCCUCGGCUGGAGAGCCUGGAUCUCUCCAACACCUCGGUGACCAACCUCAGCCCGCUGCUGGGCCUGAAGGAGCGGCUGCGCUCUCUGACACUACACCAGCUGAAGAGGCUGGAGAUGAGCACGGCCCAGCUGCUGGGAGUCAUAGGCCAGCUGAAUGUACUGCAGCACCUGGACAUUAGCGACGACAAGCAGUUUACCUCUGACGUGGCCCGUCAGCUGCUCGCCCAGCCGGGGAUCCUGCCCGCUCUCGUUUCCCUGGACGUCUCGGGGAGGAAACAGGUGACGGAUGCAGCUGUCAGGGCGUUUGUUGAAGAGAGACCCGGGAUGACCUUUUUGGGCCUUCUGGCCACAGAUGCUGGCUUCUCCGACUUCCUCUCCGGAGAAGGAAAUCUUAAGGUAACAGGGGAAGCUAACGAGACGCAGAUCUGCGAGGCUUUGCGGCGAUACAGCGAGAGGGAGGGAUUCGUCAGGGAAGCUCUGUUUCAUCUGUUCAGCCUAACUCACGUCAUGGAGAAACCAAGGCCUGACAUACUAAAGCUGGUAGUUCUGGGCAUGAAGAAUCAUCCAGCCACUCUAAACGUCCAGCUGGCAGCCAGCGCGUGCGUGUUCAACUUGACGAAGCAGGACCUGGCGGCAGGAAUGCCGGUCCGGCUGCUGAGUACCAUCACCCAGCUCAUCCUGGAGGCCAUGAGGACGUUCCCCAACCACCAACAGCUGCAGAAGAACUGCCUGCUGUCACUGUGCAGCGAUCGCAUUUUACAAGAGGUCCCAUUCAACAGGUUUGAAGCAGCCAAACUGGUGAUGCAGUGGCUCUGCAACCACGAGGACCAGAACAUGCAGAGGAUGGCCGUGGCUAUCAUCUCCAUAUUGGCCGCUAAGUUGUCCACAGAACAGACCGCCCAGCUGGGAGCAGAGCUGUACAUUGUGAAGCAACUGCUGCACAUUGUGCGCCAGAAGGCAAAUCAGAACAUGGUGGAUGCAACGCUGAAAUUCACACUGAGCGCGCUCUGGAACCUGACGGAUGAGUCGCCUACAACCUGCCGUCAUUUCAUCGAGAACCAAGGCUUGGAUCUGUUCAUUAAAGUGCUGGAGUCUUUCCCGAAUGAAUCAUCCAUCCAGCAGAAGGUUCUUGGUCUUCUGAACAACAUCGCAGAAGUCAGGGAGCUGCACGGAGAGCUGAUGGUGCAGAGCUUUCUGGACCACAUCAGCACUUUGCUGCACAGCCCCGAGGUGGAGGUCAGCUACUUCGCCGCCGGGAUCCUGGCCCAUCUGACGUCACGGGGAGAGGAGGCCUGGAUGCUCAGCCCGGGUCUGCGGUGCUCGCUGCUCGAGCAGCUGCAUGCUGUCAUCAUGAAGUGGCCCACUCCCGAGUGCGAAAUGGUGGCCUACAGGUCUUUUAACCCGUUCUUUCCCCUGCUGGAGUGUUUUCACACACCCGGUGUCCAGCUGUGGGCGGCCUGGGCCAUGCAACACGUGUGCAGCAAAAAUGCUUCUCGCUACUGCAGCAUGCUGUUGGAGGAGGGCGGCUUGGACCAGCUCAAGCACGUCCAUAAGCACCCGAAGACCCACCGAGACGUCAAACUGCUGGCCAAAAGCAUUCUGGACAGCCUGCAGCGACACAGAGCCCGCACGGGGCAGCUGGCACUCACAAGUCAACGUCCGCCCCCGCAGUAACAUCACAGAGGUGAAGGAACACUCGCGAAAACGGUGCUCCCCGACGAAGACGUGGUCUCACCACAGGAGAGAAAGAGAGAGAGAGUGCAUGCGUGGGCGACUGUGGUGCUUAUUUCGCACACAAACGCUCGCGGAUCCUUUAAUUAAGAUGACAGAGUUGGAAAAAAGAAAAAAAAAAAAACAGAGACAAUGCAAACCUUUGCACACACUGACCUUAUUUAUUUCCUUUUGCGUUCAUUUGAAAACAGAAAUAUUUCCGCUCGCCCGUCCCGUGAUGGAAAACGUAUAAAUUGUGAUAAGCGGAGUCUGUGUUGGUGUUCGCUCUCCUCUGCCUGACUGUGGGCGGAAAGCGCCCGACUGAGGGGCCGCUUUCAUGGGCCCCGAUUACGUUGCCAACUGCUUUGUGGUCUAUAUGGGGGGAUAAAUCUUUGAAUAUUUGCAUGACACUGCUAAGAGCUCAAGCAUGCUGGUGUGACUGCUCGUACUAUUGAUUUUAGAAAACGCCUGCACGCUUGAUUGUAGCAGAGCUCUGAGCACUAAAACCAUGCCUCCGGGUCUGCAGGACUCUCUUCAUUUAUCUGCUAAAGCCCGUGUUAUUGUUACGUGACCAGAAACUCCACACGGAUGCUUUCAGAGGGUCGAAACGUUCCAACAAAUUGCUGAUAAGUUCGAAUAGGGUAAACACUGAGGUAGAAAUCAGUUCUAGCAGUGGCAAAACCAGAGGCAGGCUUUACUGGGAACUUAAGUCCUGUCUGGUUUGUGCAAAUAUAUUCUUCUGGACACAAAUGGGUAAUAAUGAUGUGGGGCAGAAUAGGAGUCGUCCAUUAUCUCCUGGGUAAAUGUUUGUAUAUAUCUUUACAUUCUGCUCCGUUUCCCAACGCGCCGGUCUUAAAGAGCUGCAAUUUCUAGUGUGUUUGUGUAGAAUAUAUACGAUGAGGGCAAAGUAGUUAUCUACCAAUGACCGAUUUGUUUGAUUGCAUGGAUUAUUCCUGGUAAGGUAAAUAGGAAUUAUACUUAAGCGGUGACCAUGUGAUAGUGGCAUGCCAUAUUAUGGGGGGAUGCCUCUGCUUUCCUCAGGGUUCCCACAUGUUUCUUUCAUUGCAGUCCCAAAUAUAAAUUUCAACCAUUUUUCAUUGUUUUUUUUUUCUGUAGUAUUCUGGACUUUUGAACAGAAAGUAUUGAACUGUGGGAGACUUAUGGAACAACACGUAGCUGAGGUUCAGCCACCUGCACCAACUUAGCUCAGCUCCAUUUUAAAAUCCAUCCAAUAAAAAACUGUUUUAACUUUUAAAAGCCUUCUCAGGUUACAGCCACAAACCUGUGUGUUAUGUCGAGAUUUGAUGCAAUAAGAGAUAAAAAGUAGCUCAUUAUGUGCAAAGUGUAAAGAAAAUAGUGCUUGGCUUUUAAACAUGCUAAUAAAAGCCUGAAAAGUGUGGCAGGUAUUGUAUUCGGCCCCUCUGAACCCAAGACGUUGUAGAACCGCCUUCAGCUGCAAGUAUUUUGGGGUGUGUCAUUCCAUCGUUGCUCUAGUUUUAUGUUUAGCAUCUUUGCUUAAAGGUGAACAUCUCCCGCAGGCUCAGUACUUAAAGAAUGCCCCGCAUUUAGCUCCAUCCAGCUUCCCUGUCCCUGCAGAAGAAAAGUGUCCCCACAGCAUGAUGCUGCCGCCGCCAUGUUUAAUCUGCGGGGCACACAUGUUCAGGGUCUUAUAAUAGCUCCACACAAAAGCAUUUUACUCGUAGGCUAAAAAGCUUUAACUUUCAUCUCAUCCGAUCAAAACAACCUUCUGGUAGUCGCUUACUUUGUCCACUCCAAGGCUUCUAGCAACCAGGACUACAUAAAGCUUUAUUUAAAAUGUAGGGGUACAAGAGUAACACAGAGGCUGAUUGCACCAGCAGUUUUAGUUUACUUAAAAAAAAAAUCUGUAUUUCACGUUUAGUUCAUAUUAAUGCCCAACUUGUUGUCAGUCUGUCACAUAAAACCAAUAAAUGAUAUAGUUGAAGGUUUGUGGCUGUAAGGUGGCAAAAAGUGGAAGAAAUAUAAGCUCAAAGGGCAUCUAUACUUUUUCAUGGCCCUGUAGACACACCUUGGCUAAAUGAUCCCACACUAAAUACAGCUGCUUUGGAGCACGGCCUGGGAUCUUUCCCACCUUUUGAACCAGAGCUUCUGGAGGCCAGGUAAGCAGCAGAAUGGCCAUUUUUAAAUUCAGUUUUUAGCUUUUAGAUCAGUGCUUCCAAAAGUUAAGUCCUGGAGCUCUCUUGGCGUCUCACAUCCACAGGUGUAACGUGCUGGAAUGCUCUUCAGAUAUGAAACUACAUAACAAAAAUGCUAAUGCUGCAUGGCCUAUUUCUCUUUUGUUAUUACAGUAGAGGAGCUAAAAACAGGAAUUUAAAGUCAAACAUUUGCCUCUAAUAAUUUUGUCAUUCAAUGAACCUCCUAGGAAUGCUCGCUUCUGCUUCUGUUUUGGAGUUGGGAAGGUCUGCCAGCACGUACUCAAAAUAUUUUUCAAACAUAACUAUCUGGAAGUAAUAAAUGUGGAAAAAAAGAGUUAGUUUCCUAUUUUCAGAGUGCACCGGGAACCCUGGGUCCAGAGGCGACCACUUGUCUUAUUUAGUUCUUAGUCUCAUCUUGCAUUCUAUAUGCAAGUAAUGGCAACCUCUGUUUUACUAACAGCCCCCCAGUGCAGUCGGCAAAGCAUCACUACUGUACAUCACCCCAACUCCUCCGUAAGUUAUGGCCUUCUGUUUUGGUUAAACCCGUCAUUCAGUGAGCCUCUCUGUUAUGCACCCAACUGGGACUGGAUCAUCAGUUUUAAUAAGGAUUUCUGUCACUGCCGUUGAAUUUGACUGUCUGGUCCGUUGCUUGAACCGUGCUCCUGAUUUAAGGCCAGUUUAGAGUUUUCGUAAGAGUUGAUUUCAAAUAGACAAAAUGAAAGAAGUGAAAAAUACUCUAUGUAUGCCAAGGCUGUGCCACCUUACUGCUCAGUCAUGUUUUCAAGUAUGAAAAUAAAGAAUGUAUGUUGCCAUGA
Messenger RNA from Fundulus heteroclitus (mummichog), 5575 nucleotides. RefSeq names its product zyg-11 homolog (C. elegans) (gene zyg11). The record is from RefSeq and is a predicted model, not a curated record. The transcript has 18 exons. Bases 316 to 2550 code for a protein of 744 amino acids. Gene Ontology annotation, molecular function: protein binding. NCBI's taxonomy places the organism in Eukaryota, Metazoa, Chordata, Actinopteri, Cyprinodontiformes, Fundulidae. Gene Ontology annotation, cellular component: Cul2-RING ubiquitin ligase complex.